UUGAUGAUGCCAUUCUUCUCGGGCACGAAAGACGACUUUAGUAAAGAAACCGUGGAACCGUUCCCGCUCUCGUUUGACCGCAUCAAUGAAGGCCAGCGUUUCUCUUCAAGUUUCCUCUUAUCUCGCUUACCUGUUGAGCUCGUAUGGCACGUAAUCAAACUAGUUGACGACGAAGAUCUGGGACGCCUCGCUCUAGUUAAUCGCGACUGCCGUCAGCUUGCUAGGUCCCGCCAAUUUGCCACCAUUAGGUUAGACUACAGCGAUAGGUCUAUUGGAAUUCUUGGCGUUCUCAUCAACGAAUGCAAACACCGAUCUGAAUACCAUGGCAAGACCAGUGCACUAUCGAUAGGGGCCUGUAUCUGGGAGAUAGUCGUCUUAGCAGACCCUAGACGGAUUACCAGUCGUCAUAAAGUUGAACUUUCCGAUAAAUUUCAUGCACUAGAAAGUGACAUACGGAAUAAACGUGUGAAUCACGCGUGCGAGGCGUUCUUUAGGGAUUACAUAACGAAUAUCAGUUUAGUCCUUUCGUAUACUAGAACCUUACCUCAUUUAGAGAGAUUAGUUGUUUGGAUAGGACACCCCUUGACCGUGCCCUUUUGA
Messenger RNA from Bipolaris victoriae FI3, 600 nucleotides. RefSeq lists its product as hypothetical. The record is from RefSeq and is a predicted model, not a curated record. The transcript has a single exon. The annotation marks the transcript as partial. NCBI's taxonomy places the organism in Eukaryota, Fungi, Ascomycota, Dothideomycetes, Pleosporales, Pleosporaceae. Gene Ontology annotation, molecular function: protein binding.